UGAUUAGAGUCAGAACAUUUUCCGAUUCCCGACCCUUGUCAGGCUCGCUUAGCUCUCUUGGCGUGCCGCACACACAUUUUGGGUCAAAUCUUCAUUUUCACCGCGAGACGCUUUACACCCAGCGACAUUUCAUCGACAAAAGCGCCCAGCUAACGUGUCAAGAUGAGAUACAUUCAUUCCAACGAGACCCUUGACGUGCCGGAGGGUGUCAAGGUCGUCAUCAAGUCGCGCCUUGUGACCGUCGAGGGCCCCCGCGGCAAGCUCAUCAAGGACCUCGCCCAUCUCGCCGUCAACUUCUCCUACCCCAAGAAGGGCCUCAUCAACAUCGAGCUGCACCACGGCGCCCGCAAGAAUAUCGCUACCCUCCGCACAGUCCGCACCCUGAUCAACAACAUGAUCACCGGCGUCACCAAGGGCUUCAAGUACAAGAUGCGCUACGUCUACGCCCAUUUCCCCAUCAACGUCAACGUCAACGAGAACUCCGAGACCGGCCUUUACGAGGUCGAGAUCAGAAACUUUAUCGGCGAGAAGAUCGUCCGCAAGAUUGUCAUGCAGCCGGGUGUCGAGGUCGAGGCUAGCAAGAACCAGAAGGAUGAGCUGCAGUUGUCGGGUAACUCGAUCGAGAACGUGUCUCAGUCUGCGGCUGAUAUCCAGCAAAUGUGCAAAGUGAGGAACAAGGAUAUCCGUAAGUUCCUGGACGGUCUCUACGUGUCGGAGAAGGGCAACGUUGUGGAGGAGGAGUAAAUGCACAGUGUGCUGUCGCGCGUUAAAAAGGGACACACUUUGUUUUUUAUUUCCUGCGGUGUCUUGUUGUAUCCGGGGCGAGAUAUGGGAGCUUUUGUUUCUUGCAUUGUCUAGAGCCAGGGCAACGGUGCUAAUGGAACUUGCAA
Pseudogymnoascus destructans is the source of this 890-nucleotide messenger RNA. RefSeq lists its product as uncharacterized. The transcript has 3 exons. NCBI's taxonomy places the organism in Eukaryota, Fungi, Ascomycota, Leotiomycetes, Thelebolales, Thelebolaceae. Bases 163 to 744 code for a protein of 193 amino acids. The record is from RefSeq and is a predicted model, not a curated record. Gene Ontology annotation, cellular component: cytosolic large ribosomal subunit; ribosome. Gene Ontology annotation, biological process: cytoplasmic translation. Gene Ontology annotation, molecular function: rRNA binding; structural constituent of ribosome.